Perognathus longimembris pacificus (Pacific pocket mouse) is the source of this 1337-nucleotide messenger RNA. RefSeq names its product proline rich 30 (gene Prr30). The transcript has a single exon. NCBI's taxonomy places the organism in Eukaryota, Metazoa, Chordata, Mammalia, Rodentia, Heteromyidae. The coding region runs from base 1 to 1203 and encodes 400 amino acids. The record is from RefSeq and is a predicted model, not a curated record.
AUGUUGCCUCAAAACAAGGAACAGGUGCUGCUACAGAAAGCAGUGCCACCCAGGUCCCCCCCUCAGAGCCUCUCACUAUUUGUGGACUCCCUCCCAUCCAGCCCACCACCUCUUCCUCCCAAACAGUCCCUCCCCACGUCGUAUCCCCCUUUCUCUUCCAAGUCUCACCAUCUCUGCUCGCUUCCUCCUAGGCCGCUCUCUCCUGGCCCCCUUUUCUUCUCUUCCGAUUCCGACUUUGCUCCACCCCACUGCUCCAAAUCCUCUCUCCCAAGUCCUCCCCCUUAUUUUCACCAAAACUAUACCUCUCUCUCCCCUCCCAGGUCGUCCUCCCCCUCCUCCCACCCGCUGUAUCUCUCCUCUCCCCCCACCCGCCCCACCUCCCCCGCCUCCCCCCACUCUCGCUGCCCCCAGGACCCCCCCAGCUCCACCGUCCAGUCUCCCAGCCCCAGCCUUCCGUGUCCAGGGGACCAGGCUAACAGGCAGCCAUGGCGGUGGCCUCCAUACAGAGACACGGGGUCCCCUGGAGGGGUGGGGGGAUGCGUGGCAAGCGAGAAGGCCCCUGCGGAGUUCAGGGACCCAGGGGCCCUGGCCCAGGCCCUGGCGGGCCACCUGGGACACCGCCGCAUCGCCCAGGACCUGCGGCUCCUGCUUCUGCAGCGCCUGUUGUUAGGCAAAACCGGCAAGGCGCCAGUCGUGGAGUACCCCAUAUGCCUGGUGUGUGUCCGGCCCCGCAGCCCUUCCUGCCCCAUCCCAGAGUACAAGACUGGACCCCGCCUGCUGGCGUUCCCCCAACUGCUGCCCUGUGCGCAGGGCCAGGAGUCUGCGCCCCUCCGCAUAGGAAUCGGCUUCGGCCUCCGUCUGGCUCGGGGCCAGGCCAGGGCCCUGCAUCUGUUGCCGGAAAGAAAGCAGAAGGCAGGGCCCCGGGGCGAGAUCGCGCAGGCCCGGGGAAGUCCAGCGGCAGCCAGCCGGGCCCCAUCCCGUCCAGCCUCGGUGGCCUGGGUCCGCGCAGGGGCGGCCCCAGGCUCGCCCCCUCAGGCCGGGAGUCUCAGGUGUGCAGGCUUUCAAUCGCCAACCUCCACCCCACCUUCGCGGCCUCCGCCUCCGGCACCCAAACAAGCCUCUGCCUCCUCGAGGCCCAGGGCUUCUCCUACCCCAAAGAGGCCUGCCCCUCCAGGGCCUAUUCUCCGAAAAUCGCCAUCCUAAAUCCAGAACCACGAAGGCGCCCGAGAGCACACCCUCCCAACUCCACCUUCCCGGCCAGGCCCCCGCAGAUUCCCGAGAGUCCCCGAGACACCUUGAAGGGCUGGCUGGCCGGAGGUCAAGUGUCUUCUCCUGCU